This is a messenger RNA of Schizosaccharomyces cryophilus OY26, 1201 nucleotides long. RefSeq names its product rab GTPase binding protein. The record is from RefSeq and is a predicted model, not a curated record. Gene Ontology annotation, biological process: vesicle fusion with Golgi apparatus; endoplasmic reticulum to Golgi vesicle-mediated transport. Gene Ontology annotation, cellular component: membrane; trans-Golgi network. Bases 81 to 764 code for a protein of 227 amino acids. Lineage: Eukaryota; Fungi; Ascomycota; Schizosaccharomycetes; Schizosaccharomycetales; Schizosaccharomycetaceae. The transcript has 3 exons.
AGCAUAACCCUUACCGUAUACUCAUAUGGGGAGAGAAUUGACUACGUACCCAGAGCAUGCAUCUGUGAAAACAAAAAUCCAUGGCUUAUUACAACAAUCCGGCAAAUUUACAAUAUUAUCAAGGGAGUUUUCCCGAAACAAAUUCUUAUACUGCACAGGCACGGUCUUCGGGGUUUUAUGAUGAACCAUUAAGUGAAUCUCUAAGUCAAGGCUGGCUAGCGGCAUUUUCGACGAGUGGAUACCCAGGAGAACCCUCAUUACUUGAGGAACUAGACAUUAAUUUCAGUCAUAUAAAACAAAAGACCACGCAUGUACUGAAUCCCUUUAAACAUGUUGAUGUUCAUAUUAUGGACGAUACAGAUAUGGCGGGCCCCGUCUUAUUCUGUCUUUUAUUCAGUACUUUCCUUUCCUUACAUGGUCGAUCCCAUUUUGGAUAUAUUUAUGGAAUAGCUCUACUUGGUUCACUUAGCUUGCAUCUCGUUUUACGUUUAAUGUCUGCGAAGAAUUUAUUUUAUACCCGUACCGUCAGCGUCUUGGGAUACUCUUUGCUCCCUUUGGUAGUAGUAGCCUUUUUCAAAAACUUGAUGUCUUUUAACAGAAUCUUGGGAUAUGCCUUUGCUGCUUUAGCAUCUAUGUGGUGCACAUAUGCUGCUAGUGCUAUGUUUGUUGCCAUUCUCCAAGUCAACAAUAUGCGCUUCCUUGUCGCCUAUCCCAUUGCUCUAUUUUACGCUGUAUUUGCUGUUAUUACUGUCUUUUCAAAAUAAUUGGAUUCCUUAGCAGUCAUUUUGUUAUCAUAUUUUAUUUAGCCCUUUGUUUCGCAAAAGACUGCCGUGUUUCCUACUUUGAAGAUGUGUGGUUUACCGAUCUUUCAUGAUAUCUAGUUUGUAAUGUGCUAUUCGAUUCUUAUGUCCUUUUUAUUCGUAUUUUUCUGCUAUCCACGUAUAGGCCCAUCUCUUGAACACUUAAAGACUUAAAAUUAUUGCAUGACAGAUACGUGACUUUUACAAUAUAUGAAUAUAUUCGGCAGGUAACUCUCUUAUCGAAAAAACAAGCUAUCUUUCAUGUAUAAUGCAAAGUCCACAGAAGGGUUAAAUGUUAACUAUGCUCAUUAAGACAUCAAAGAGGGGUCCAUAGUGAAUACAUCCCACUACCACACGUUUGUAUUUUAAAAAACAUCAAUUUUUAACCAAAGUAUCAAAAC